Messenger RNA from Lytechinus variegatus (green sea urchin), 7591 nucleotides. Its product is annotated as WD repeat-containing protein 7-like. Gene Ontology annotation, cellular component: cytoplasm. Gene Ontology annotation, molecular function: protein binding. The transcript is spliced from 25 exons. The record is from RefSeq and is a predicted model, not a curated record. Bases 176 to 4618 code for a protein of 1480 amino acids. Lineage: Eukaryota; Metazoa; Echinodermata; Echinoidea; Temnopleuroida; Toxopneustidae.
ACUGUUUCGGCUCUCCCCUUCCUUCGACUUGGCCAGUGGACUAUUCAUUCUCUAAUGUUUUAGUGCACACCCUCCAGAAUGAAGAUAGAAUUCACAAGAAAUAGAUUUUUCAGACCUAGAGAUUAGAAUCUUCUCGCAGAUUGUCAAAUGAGGAGACGUUGAAAACCAAUCCAAGAUGACAUCGAGUGGAUUGGUUGUUCCUAUUGUGUUGUGGGGAAAGACCGCCCCUACUCACUGUAUAUCGGCCAUAUUGGUGACCAGCGACCAGCAGACUAUUAUAACGGGAUGUCAUGAUGGCCAGGUUAUCUUGUGGGACCUCAAUGAUAACAUGAAGGUGGUCCCAAGAAACAUGCUUUUUGGGCACUCCUCUUCUAUCACAUGUCUGGCAAGAGCUAAUGAAAACUGGGAAUCUGCCAACUUUGUCAGUGCUGCUGAAAAUGGUGAAAUUUUCCUGUGGGAUGUUUCUGAUGGUAGAUGUAUAGAACAAACCAAGGUCCCAGGAGUUCAUCUCACAAUGCAUCCAUACCAAGUAACCCAAGGUUCAAGCCGGGAAUGGCGUAUCAUCUGCCAGGGAUACUAUCCAGAUAUUCAUGUUCUCGAUGCUGGUAGUUUAGAGCUUCUCUACACCCUUUCAUCGAAGGUAGCCCCUGAUUGGAUCUCUGCUCUGUGUGUCACUCGCCCCCUCAAAAGACAAGAAGAUGUUGUUAUCGGGAUUUCUACAUCCGGAAUGCUGAAGGUUUGGAACCUGACUGGUAAUGAUAAGCAGGACAGUGAACCAAAGCAUGAAGAGGAAUGUAAGCAGCUACGAUGCCGGAAUGCCAAAUCUUUAGCUGUGUGUGCUUUCACUCUCAGAACAGUACUGGUUGUGUGUAGUAAACAGUGGCAGAUUUGUGAUGCUGGUGAUUUCUCCCAGCUGUGUGUCCAGUACUGUGAGAAGGGUCAGCAUUGGUCUGGAGGUGACUUCAUCGCUGCUGACCGGGUGCUGGUGUGGAGCAACCAAGGCAAAGGAUACCUCUAUCAGUUGCCAUCCAACUGUAUCCCAGAGAGUGAAGAUUUCAGAAGUAACAUUGGUCAGAACCAGAAUGUUCCAAGUGCUAAACCAUUCCUAUAUUGCAUACUUGAAGCACCCAUGGAAAAGCCACUUUCUUGCUCUCCUGCCAUGACAUUCUUCUACGGUCGACGAGGCCCAUUCUACAAGCUGUUUGCCUGUGGGGAUUCCUCAGGAAGGGUUACUGUGUGGAAGGUACCAGAGGUAUCCGACAAGGAGCUCAGCUACCUCAAGCAAGAAGAGUUUGAUACGUUGCCAGUCAUGCCCCCAACAGCUAGCAACAGCCUCAAAUCUACAUGGGAUUCAUGCAGUCCCAAACCUAGUGGUAUCAUAGACCAAUUGAAUGUAUCUAAUGAUGGUACACAUGAGAAAAAGCUUGUGGUCACAUCCAGCGUGUACAUCCCAAGUCAGGGAUGGAUUGUAUGCGGAAGACAGGAUGGUAGCAUUGCAAUCGUUCCUGCCGUACAGACUGCCAUCGCACAGCUGCUUGAAGGUCCUCAUACUGCACGGAGAGGAUGGCCACCCCAUCGAAUCUUGCGAGGUCACCAAGGCAAGGUGACCUGUCUAAUGUACCCUCACCAAGAGAAUAGCCGCUACGACCCCUCCUACCUGGUCUCUGGUGGGGUAGACUUCACCAUCUCUCUCUGGGAUAUCUUUGCUGGUAGCAUGUUGCAUACGUUCUGUGUCCAUGGAGGGGAACUUACCAGGAUUGUUAUCCCACCUGCUUCAUGCAAUGCUCGAGUCCUGACAUGCGUGUGUACCGUUGCCAGCGAUCAUUCAGUAGCUCUUUUGAGCUUGCGAGAUAGGAAGUGUAUGCUUCUGGCCAGUCGACAUCUGUUCCCUAUCAGGCACAUCAAGUGGCGACCGGCAGAAGACUUCCUCAUCGUUGGUCUGGAGGACAAUAGUGUAUUUGUCUGGCAGAUGGAGACAGGUCACCUGGACAGAGUAGCUGAAGGUAGUACUGCUGAAGACAUGCUUGAGGCUUGUGAUGCUGUAGGAGAGACAACAGAGAUGAUGCUAACUCCAGCACAGAGCAUUGCCCAAGCUUUCCGUCGUCGCUCCCUGACAGCCAUCAGGAACGCAGCCCACCGUACCCUCCUAGCUGCUGCACAGGGUUCCAUGCUCAAUGUUCCCAGUGGAGGUGACAUAGCCGACAAGGAUCCGAACCAUGCCCUGACCAUCCAGGCCAUCAAGUCUAACGUCAAAGACCCUGACUUCCAUGUUCUGUUCUUUGAUGCCGAGAACCUCAUUGUCCAGCUCUUAACAGACAAGAACCUGAUCCCAGGUAUCAUCAACAAGGGUGCACAGGGAGAGAUGGCAAAGAUGGCUGCCCAGGCUGCAAAGGCAGGAUCAGGACAGUCACCGAAGCUGUCACAGAAGUUUGUUGGUUUCAUCUCAGAGCAGAUCAAGAAGCAGAUGGGGGACAGUGACUCAGAUUCAGAUGAGCUGGGUCCAUUGCGUCCUCCGAGGGCAUCACAGUCCAAGGUUGGGGCUAAACGCAGGGGACCAAAACACCUGACCCUAGACUCUAAACACCUCACAUUAGACAUUGCACAACUCUUCAUGUCUUGCCUACAUGCUUGGGGCUUGGACCCAACCUUAGAUGAGAUCUGCAAAGAUAAGUUAGGUUUACUUAAGCCGUUCUGUCCAGUUUCUUUCGGUCUCCUGUCUCAUGGUGCCCACAUGUCCCUCAUGCUACCUGGAUGGCAUCACUUGAUGUCACAGGAAGUCACUCCAGCUCACUCACCAGAUCCUAGUACAAUGUCUGCCAAGGAAGCCUUGGAGCUCAAGAAGAGAAGCCAGCAGGAGUUACAAUCUCUGGCCAAUGAGACACCCAAACCUGGUUACCUAGGCCACUGGGAAUUAUCUCGAGCAGUUACUACACAACAUCUUCUCUCUGUCAUCUCUGUGGCUAACACCCUGAUGGGUAUGAACAAUGCAAGCUUUGUCAUGCUUUCCCACCUACGCAAAGCAAAGCCAAAGAGAUCUUCAAGCAAGGGGAAAGAUUUAACAGAUAAUGGAUCUGAUGAUCUUGCAGACCUUACUCCUGAACAAGCACAAAUCAAACAAGGAUGGAGCCUUCUCGCUGCCCUUCACUGUGUCUUGCUACCUGACCUUCUAGGAAGUGUUCAUUACAAGCCACCAUACUUAGAGAUGCUAGCAAGGAGAUGGCAAGACAGGUGUCUGGAGGUAAGAGCGGCCAGUCAAGCAUUGCUUCUUGCAGAGCUUCAGCGAAUCGGUACUGAUGGGAGAGAGGAGGUGAUCAACCAAUGGGCACCUCAUCUCCCCCAUUACGUGGACUCAUCGGUCAGCUUGACCGCCCCUGCACAGAGUGGUCAGAGUCCACUAGCUGGAGGUGCUCUGGCCCGUGAUGGUCACUUGGAUGCAGGGAGUAGUGAAAGCUCAGAGGUGGAGAAUGAAGAGGAAAUCUUGUGUGGUGAUUCUCCAAUUAGGAAGGUCUCAUCAUCGUUCGAGUCCCGGAGGAAGCAAGCUACAGCCAUUGUUAUGCUUGGUGUGAUCGGAGCUCAAUUUGGUGCAGAGAUCCAGCCCAGUCGACAGAGGGCACCGAGUAAUACUAGCAACCGUCCCAUCCAACAGGGCUUCGGUUUGAGUGACUACUCACUGGCAAGACAUACAGCUCAAGCUCUUGCCUUCCUGCUCCUUCAACCACCCAGUGCAAGACUCCCUGCCCAUACGCCUAUCCGAAGGGCAGGGAUUGACCUGAUGGGAAGGGGAUUUACUGUCUGGGAACCCUUCAUUGAUGUGUCUGCGGUCCUUCUUGGAUUGCUAGAGUUGUGUUGUGACCCUACCCUAUAUUCUGCAUGUAUUUACAGCGGUCUUCCCAUCACCCCAGCUGCGGACUCCUGCCGUAGCGCCCACCACGCCCUGUCUCUGAUCGCCACCGCCCGCCCAGCAACCUUCAUCACCACCAUGGCUAAGGAGGUGGCCCGUCACCAGGCGUUGGCUUCCAAUGCCCAGGUGCCGGCCAGCGUGCUCAACACCAGCCCGCUGCAGAAAGCCAAGGCUGAGAUCCUGCGCAUCGUAGAGCUCCUCAUCGAGAAGAUGCAGAAUGACGUCUCAGAUCUACUGGUAGAGGUUGUGGAUAUUGUGGUGUUCUCGCUGGACACAAGUCAGGUGAAGUCGAAGGGGUUGAUGGAGGUGUUCCCGUCCAUCUGCCGCUUCAACAUGCUGAGCUACUGUCACAGCAGCAAGAGGCUAGCAGUGGGUGCCAAGACCGGAGCCAUUACCAUGCAUGACCUAAAGAGUGGCAAGACACAGGUAUUAUCUGGUCACCAGACCGCUGUGACUGCCCUAGCCUUCUCAACCGAUGGCAAGCACCUGGCAUCCUAUUCAUUUGGUGAUACAAAGCUCUGUUUCUGGCAGUCUGGGGCAUCUCUGCUAGGAGGGAUGAUAAGUUCAUCAACAAAGUGUGUUAAGUGCUACAUGACCAAACCAUUUAACUGUACAUCUACAGCAAAUCAACUUAGACAGGUCUCUGUUACCUGGCCACAUAGCAAAGCCAUUAUUCUGAGGUAUAUAGAUGGCACCAUGGAUAAAUUCACUCUGUAAAACCAUAACAUUCAUCAACAAAGUGCUACAUGACCGAACACAUCAAUUGUACAUCUUCAGCUAACCAACUAUGACAGGUCUCUUUUACAUGACCACAUACUGUAGAAUGAGGUACAUUGAUGGCACCAUUUAUAAAUUCACAUUCUGAAAUCAUAACGUUCAAUAACAAAUUGUCAGUUGCUACAAAUUGUUCAUCAACCGCCAGUCAACUACAACAGGUCUCUGAAACAUGGCCACAUAGCAAAUCCAUCAUUCUGAGGUAUAUAGAUGGCACCAGGAUAAUUUCACUCUCUGAGACCAUAAUGUUCAUCAGCAAAGCUUGUCAGUUACUACAAUUGUUCAUCAACAGCCAAUCAACUACAAGAAGCCUCUGUUACAUGGCCACAUAGCAAAGCCAUCAUUCUAAGGUACAUUGAUGGCACAAUGGAUGAAUUCCCUCUCUGAGAUCAUAACGUUCAUCAUCAAAGCUUGUCAGUUGCUACAACUGUUCAUCAAUAGCCAAUCAACUAAAACAAGUCUCUGUAACAUGGCUACAUAGCAAUACCAUAAUUUUGAGGUACAUAGAUGGCAAGAUAAAUGCACACUCUAAUAUGAUAAUGUUCAUCAACAAAGUGCUACAUGACAAAACCCUUCAAUGGUACGUCCACAUCUAAUCAACUAAGAAGGAUAUCUGUUACAUGGCCACAUAGCAAGGCUAUCAUUCUGAGGUAUAUACAUGGCACCAUGGAUAAAUUCACACUCAUAUUCAUAUGAUAACGUUCAUUUGAUAACCAUGGAUCAAACUCUGAGAUCAUAACAUUCUUUGUAAUGACUCAGACAGUUCUAAAGUAGAGAUUGUCCAUAAUGUUUUUUUUUUACAUUGUUACCAAUAUGAAUGGCUUGGCUGACCUCUCUGAGUUAAAUCUUUUUGAAGGAUAUCGAGUUUGUAUUAAGGGCUACCUGAUCAACUGUUUGCACCCAAUCAACUCAGAUCUUGUUAAGUACGUGUCAACAGACUUGCUAGUCUGUGUAAAAACAUGGGAAAGGGUUGGUUAGUAGAGUUGUAGAGCAAGAGAGAAGACUUGAAUGUUUUGGUCAGCUUGAUUGUCCGUCUCCAGGAGUGAUGAUAACCCCUGGGCUAUAUCAAAAUCUUAUAGUAUCAGUAAUUAUGUCAUUUGUAGAUAAUUUGAUUGUUGUAUCAGAAGUACACUACUCAUCUGGUGAUUUAUAUUCAUAUCUGUUGAUCUUUAUUAUUAAUUGUGGAAUUGUAUAUUUGUAAACUGGAAACAUUCCUUCCCUAGUUCAUUCCUACCAUAUACAUAGUGGAAUUAUAUUCAUAUAUGUUAUAAUGUAUAUUGAUGUAUAAUUGAACCUGAUAACUUCAUCUGACAUUGGAGAUGUGGAUUCAAUAGUGUUAUCCUUAAUAUGAAUGGAGAAUUAUAUAAAUAAUGGUGGAAUUAGGGACUAUUGUAGAGUUUGAUAUCAAUUCCCAUUUGCCUACUUUUCAUAGCAUGGAUCAUCCUUGGGUGUGGUUAGGGUUACAUUUAAGACAUCCUGCCAAAGUAUUAGUUGCUUCACUGUUUGUAGAAUGAUUUAUAUCAAUGUUCAGUGUAUGUACGCAUUUAUGGAGGCAUAUUUAGCUUGACUUUGUGAACUCGACUGUUGUUGAGUACAUGACGAUCUAUAUUGAUGGUACUGGAAGGUAAUCCCUAUUUAGUUGUCUAUGACCUUGUGUUGUUUUUGAUCAGGAAUUGUGGAGAUCCCUUUAAAGUGUAGCAUAUCUGCCAAUAUGGUGAUGUCUUACAGUACAGUACUGUUGAAGUAAACUAGAAAAAUUUGUAUAAUUAUCUGUAUAUCAUGUGAAGAUGAAGAUUAUUUUAUGGUAGAAUUUAUUUGAUGUUAAAUUAUAUAAGAUGUCAUUAUUUGAACAAGGAUCUAUUGAAUUGCAGCAGUAGUACACCUAUCCACUUUCUUGAUUUUGAAACCCCUUUGCAAAUGUGGAAUCUUGUUUUUGGAGAUAUGGUGCUAAUAUACAACUCAGACUUGUGAACAUUAUUUGCAAAAGGCUUAAACGUGACGUUAGUUUGAGACAAAUCAUAAUUGAAAAUAGUUUAAGUGAAGUAUGUGUGAUAAAAACAAAGAUUUCAAAGUCUGGUAUGAUUUGAUAGACUAUUGGGCAGAAAAAAAAUAAAUGAUUAAGCUAAUCUCUAUGUGGAUGCUCAUAUUACAUGUACGUUGAUUGCAGCAAAUUUGAUUUUUAUAAAUAGACUAACAUUAAACAAACAAAACACUGAAAAUCACAAACAAGUAGAAAAUUCAUGGCAUUUUGUUUAAAUUUUCCACUAUUUUAACACUUCUAUGUCAUGUGCAUGUCAUGAUUAUGCUGUGGGCAAACUGAUGACAUCAUCUACUUAUGUUUUCUUCUGUGUUCUCUUUAAUAUGUGAAAUUACAAAUAUUCUACAAAUAGUCUAUACAGUCCAAGGAUGUAAGAAUAUGAUUGACUACUGAGUUUAUGUGUGAGAUUAUCUUUGUUGUAGGUUAUUUUGUUGCAAGGGAGAUAUUUCUGCACACAUGUUUGAAAAAAGAAUUAUGAUAAACUUACAUUACAAUCAGCUCACUCAUUUAAUUUUAAAAAUGCUAUACAAGUUCAUGAUGUACAACCAUUUUCACCAAAAUACUUUAAAACCUGUCUGUCUUCAUCCAUUUUCAGAUUAUUUUGAGGAAAUGUGAGCAUUUUUCUUGUUUAAUUUUAUGCUAUUGUUGAGAGUCUAUCAUUUUCAGCCUGGAGUAUCCCUUUAAAUAUGUCUGGAAGGGGAGUACUUUUGAGUUUAUUUUGGUAAUAACAAAGCAAGGAUUGGUUAUGUUAAGACAUAGGAAGGAAUAGUAAACCUUGUCUUGCGUAUUAUGUGGAUACACAUUGUGCAAUUUUAUAUAGAAUGUGUUAUAUAUGAAAACUAUAUAUGAAAUAAAUGUACAGCAUUUAUGUUUUAACC